Cajanus cajan (pigeon pea) is the source of this 584-nucleotide messenger RNA. The record is from RefSeq and is a predicted model, not a curated record. Lineage: Eukaryota; Viridiplantae; Streptophyta; Magnoliopsida; Fabales; Fabaceae.
AUGACCAACUCCACCUACGUCGGCCAUGACUCUGACCUCUGCCGAGACGACUCCGCCGCGCUCGUCCUCAAAUUCGUCGCCCUCGCCUCCAUCCUCCUCGCCGGUAUGGCCUCCAUCCUUCUCCAAGUUCCAAUCCUCUGCUUCGCGCUCCUCUCCCUUGGCGUGGUCCUCUCCCCGGCGAACCCUCUCUCCACGUGCUCCGAACUCACGCGCCUCCUCCACCUCAGACGCGAACGGACUCACCACGUGUUGGGGUUCAUGUUCUGUUUGAGGGCGAUGACUUUGACGGAGACGGUGGUGGUGAUGGAGAGGUUUAGUAUGAGGGGAAUGUUGGGCGCCGUGGAGAGGUUUGGAGUAACGCAUCUGACGGUGGUGCCGUCAGUGGUGGUGGUUGUGACGAAGGACGGCAUCACCGACGGGUACAGUUUGAAGUCGUUGGAAUCUGUGGUUCGUUAAUUUAUAUUUUCCAUGGUUGAGUACAUUGUUCAAAGUUUGAUAUGAUAUUUCUUUGAUCAAAUUCCAGUAUUUUCGUUUGGAUAUUUCUUUACGGAUUUUACUAGCUUGACAUGUGUAUGUGUAUACAA